AUGUUGGCUAAACCCGCUGAUUUUUGUGGGAUUGUUCCACCAUCUAUGGUGUACCGAGGUCGCCAGGCUCUCGCUCUGGAGAAAGAAGGAUCAGGCAUGCUCGAUUUCAACGUGCCCGAUCCUUUGUUGCUGCAGGAGGUCAGCCGCUUCUGGAGUUGUCUGCGUGCACUUGUCUCUCUCCCCAUGGACCCUCUGCUCUCGGGAAUAGCUUUUCAGCCGGCAGCUGUCUUCAGUAGAGCUCCUGAGAUUAUUUUGGGGUUACCGUUCUGUGAAGCCAUAGACAUGUGGUCGCUGGGCUGCGUGAUUGCGGAGCUGUUCCUAGGAUGGCCGCUGUACCCAGGAGCGCUGGAGUAUGACCAGAUCCGAUUCAUUUCCCAAACUCAAGGGUUUCCUGGAGAACAUCUGUUAAACGUGGGUACAAAGACAUCCAGAUUCUUCUGCCGCGACCCUGAAUCCCAAUACCCCAGUUGGAGGUUAAAAACCUUGGAGGAGCACGAAGCUGAAACAGGAAUGAAGUCUAAGGAAGCCAGGAAGUAUAUUUUCAACAGUUUGGAUGAUAUAGUGCAUGUGAACAUGGUGAUGGAUCUGGAUGGUAGUGACCUAGUGGCGGAGAAAGCAGAUAGGAGAGAAUUUGUGGGCCUGUUGAGGAAGAUGUUGAUGAUCGAUGCCGAUGCGAGGAUCAGUCCGGCUGACACCCUGAGCCACUCCUUUGUUACCAUGAAGCACCUCCUCGAUUUUCCCCACAGCAAUCAGUAA
Bufo bufo (common toad) is the source of this 756-nucleotide messenger RNA. RefSeq names its product homeodomain-interacting protein kinase 3-like. The record is from RefSeq and is a predicted model, not a curated record. NCBI's taxonomy places the organism in Eukaryota, Metazoa, Chordata, Amphibia, Anura, Bufonidae. Gene Ontology annotation, biological process: peptidyl-serine phosphorylation; peptidyl-threonine phosphorylation. The transcript has 5 exons. Gene Ontology annotation, cellular component: PML body; nucleus; cytoplasm. Bases 1 to 756 code for a protein of 251 amino acids. Gene Ontology annotation, molecular function: protein serine/threonine kinase activity; protein tyrosine kinase activity; ATP binding.